Pogonomyrmex barbatus (red harvester ant) is the source of this 1348-nucleotide messenger RNA. RefSeq names its product trans-1,2-dihydrobenzene-1,2-diol dehydrogenase-like. Gene Ontology annotation, molecular function: nucleotide binding. Lineage: Eukaryota; Metazoa; Arthropoda; Insecta; Hymenoptera; Formicidae. The record is from RefSeq and is a predicted model, not a curated record.
ACCAAAGAUCCCGCCUUUUUCUGCUCCUGUGACCGCCACAUGGCGGACGAAUUCAUCUUGUGCGCGCGCUUAAAUAUAACGGACAUUGUUUAAAAAUAAUCGAAUUCGAAUUCCUGACAAACGAUGACUACUUUACGAUGGGGUAUUGCCAGCGCAGGAAAGAUUUCGCACGAUUUUGUGUCAGCAUUGCGAGCUUUGCCAGCAAAUGAGCACGAUGUAAUCGCCGUUGCGGCGCGGCAAUUAUCGCGUGCGCAAGAUUUUGCAAAGCUUCACGAAAUUAAAAAGGCCUACGAUGAUUAUGCGAAAUUGGCCGUGGACAAAGAUAUCGAUAUCGUGUACAUUGGUGCGAUUCAUCCUCAACACUUUGAUAUUGCGAUGUUGAUGUUAAAGCAUGGUAAGCAUAUCCUGUGUGAGAAGCCAUUGACGAUGAACUUGAAGCAGACUACCGAAUUAAUUAAUUACGCGAAGAAUAAAAAUCUUUUCUUAAUGGAGGCUGUGUGGAGCCGUUGUUUCCCUGUGUAUGAUACAAUCAGAAAGGAGAUUGCAUCUGGUAUCAUUGGUGACAUUCAUCAAGUGAUCGUUCCUUUUGGUUUCCGAAUGCCCGACGUGGAUCGAGUGAUUUUGAAAGAACUGGGUGGUGGUACGAUUCUUGAUCUCGGAAUUUAUUGUCUGCAAUUCGCCUGUUUAAUCUACGACAACGAAAUGCCAGAGAGCAUUAAAGCGUCAGGGUUCCUGAACGAAGAUGGUGUCGACAUGUCCAUGUCAGCUACUUUGACCUACAAAGGGAAUCGCACCGCGACUAUCAUGACACACGCGUUGGUCACUUUAUCAAAUGAAGCGUACGUCUGUGGCACCAAGGGUAUGAUAAAAGUAGAUAAGUUUUGGUGUCCGACAAAAGUGGAGCUGCCAAGUGGCACAAUGAAGGCACCACUGCCAAAACUAAAGCAUGAGACUAACUUUAUCAAUUCCGCCGGUUUGUGUUACGAAGCUGCCGAAGCUCGAGAUUGCAUUCUGAAAGGUUUGACAGAAAGCCCGAAGGUAUCGCAUGAGACAUCCUUAUUACUGGCGAAACUGGAGGACGAACUACGCAGACAAUUGGGUGUUGUAUAUUCUCAGGAUUAAAGAACUUUUUUCAAAUAAAAAUUUUUCUAUCUCUAUUCAUGAAAUCCAAUACUGUUUCAAUAUAAUCUUAUCUCUAAAUGUAUAAUUUGAUAACAAUUUCUAAUGAGAAUUUCUCGUGUGAAGUAUAACAGCUUUCUGAUCGCGAAUUUAUAAAUAAUAAAUCAUAUCAUAUUUGAAUUGUAUUAGUAUCAUAAGUGAAAGAGAUAUAUAUAUAUAUGAAUACAUC